Daldinia childiae is the source of this 3030-nucleotide messenger RNA. RefSeq lists its product as uncharacterized. Gene Ontology annotation, molecular function: metal ion binding. Bases 1 to 3030 code for a protein of 1009 amino acids. NCBI's taxonomy places the organism in Eukaryota, Fungi, Ascomycota, Sordariomycetes, Xylariales, Hypoxylaceae. The transcript has 4 exons. The record is from RefSeq and is a predicted model, not a curated record.
AUGCCUGUACCACCCCAGACACAAAAGCAGACACCAGAAGAAGGAGAGCUUAGCGAAGGCGAAUUUGAAGAUCUAUAUGAGCCUAAAGAUAAUAUUGAUAUCGCCAUACCAACUCCUCCAUCUCCUCGACCCCCAAGUGUGAUGGAAAACCAAAAUGGAAGCGUUGGGGAUGCCGACGGGUCUUCCAUAUAUGAUGGCACAACACCUCGAGGUGAAGCUGUCAUUAAUAGCACAUCUACGUCGCUUCCUACGGCCGAACGAGCAUAUUCACCGGACGAGGACUGGGAGCCUUCUUACCAAGAACGCGAGAGAUCCGGUUCGUACUCUCCCUACUUGUCUCCUAGAGAGAUCCAGCGCAAGGUGUCAGUGAGCAAGCCCGUAUCUCAGGGAAUUAAGCCAGAAGCAAAAAAGAAGGCACAGGAAGCUAUCCUUGGCCUAUGGCCCCUUAAGGUCCGAUAUCAAGAUUAUAUCGAGGAAGGACUCGAUGAGAAGGUUAUCAAAGGCUUGUUCACGGAUUUGGGCCUAGAGGCUUCAAUACCAAAACCUGCUACAGCUCAAAAGACCGCAAUUGACUUGCAGGUUCCAGCUGCGCCCUCUAAUCUUUCUCAGACUGCACCCGAGUCACAGAACCCCAAAAUUCAGUCGCCAAUUAUGUCAAAGUCGAAGCCAUCUACAAUAGUCGAAACUACAGUAGAUACCAGCACCACUAGUGAUACAAAACCUACUAAAAAGACUGCCGCCGAAGAACGGAAAGACAAAAUUGCUCGGAAAUUAGCGGCAAAGGCACAGAAGACCGCAAAAGCGGUCCAACCUCCUGCAUCAACACCACCAUCUCAACCAGCUUCGACAAAUUUAGGCGCUGUAGUUUCUACGGGUGCGUCACCGGUAAAACAAAAGACACGGGCCGAGAAUAACGCACUUCUUCACCAAAAGCUCGCCAAGUUGAAGAAAGCGCAGGAGAAAGCCCUAGCCGAAAAGCUGGCUGCUGAUAAUACAGCUAAACCCAUGACGCCUCCAUCUCUUCCCACAAGUAACCCACCCACGAUUUCUUUAUCAAAAAAUAACACAGAAUCGUCCACGAAUGUUACCACGGUCGCGAUAUCUGUGCCAGAAGCAGAUAGGCGUUCUAUGUCUACGGAAAAGAGUUUACCAAGGGAUGGAGGUAUCCCAGGUUUAUUUCUAACUACUCAACCAGCGCAGUCAAGCAACCGCAACCUAAAACGACCGGUAGCAUCGGAUUUUGAUAAUUAUUCAACCCCCACCGGCGCGCUCAAGCGAACCCGCACUCAGGAAACGUUAAUUAUUGAUGUUAGUGAUGAUGAGGACGUUGAAAUGGACAUUGCUUCGCCUACCGAUGAGCCCAAUUCGUUUAGUGAGAUAAUCAAUCCUCGACAAAUUCCACUCGCGGCGUUCCCGCCGCUGUCUGAUUCUCAAAACCGGAAACAACGUUCAAGUCCUAGCUCAAGUACGGCUCCAACACCACCUGUGCACGGAGCCAAACUAGAUUUAUUGCAUAAACGCAUCGAGGAGACGAAGCGAUUAAUUGCUGAAGCAGAAGCUAAGAAGGCUGCCAAAAAGACGAAUGCUCCUCAAUCACCUCAGACCCAACCUUCAGUAGUAGAAUCUACCACACCCCUUAAAUUUUCGGAACCUUCCCCGGUACAAAAAAGAGUUGGAGCCGCCGACGUGAAGAGACGCGAUAGGAUCGUGAGCUAUGAGUUGCCAACCGUGGAGGCCACCCUAAAAGAAAAGCAGGAUAGAUUACGGGAAGCCGUUGCCCAAGCAGCUCAGCUUGAGCUCGAAAUUCAGGCGAGUAUGGAACAACGGCGCAAACUAGCUGAUGAAGUGGAGCGGUUGGCGGUCCCUGCAGAGCCAAUACCUAUCGAAAUAAGUACGCCAAAUCAACUCGUCCCCUCCGGUCACGUUGAAUCACAGCCUCCUAGUGAGCAGCAGCCAAACUCCGAAGAUACGACAGAUCUUUCUAUGACCGAGGGAGACAUAACUCAGCAUGACCAGCCAGUUGAAUCAAAUGAUGCACAACUUGAUUUGGAUCCAUCUCAGUCUGUUUCUCUGACUGAUAAUGAGCUUGCUGCUGUCCAAUUAUCUCAAGGACUUGCUCUAGUCAAUGGAGAAUCUCAUACUGAGGCUAGCAUAGAUGGAGUAUCGCAGAAUAACUUCACGGAUGCAUCGACCGAAGAGAGCCGGGCUAUCCCUAACAUAAUAGCCGAUGUUUCAGAAGUCCAGGUUGAUAGACAGGAUCUGUUCAAGCAAGAUGUUUCCGAGCGACCGUCCCGAGAGCCUUCUCCAAGCAACGAUGGAUCCUACCGGCCACAAUCUAUGCCGGCAUCUCCUACCCAUGACCACCCCUUAGGACCUCAGGACACCAGCACAAAGACACUCGCACCACAAGAACAAAUUACCCCAUACACUGACGAGCAACUCAAUCGUGAAGUACUUCAUGAGACUGGCCCGGUUCAACCGGGCGAGGAAUCGGCUUUGUCCGCACCCGAAAACCCGAGUGGAGAAGUACAGAACAGCUCUUCUUAUGAGCACCCCUUACUGACUGCUAGCCAGGAUGAGUCUGAAAAGCCAGCCCAACUAGAGGACCUGCUUUCUUAUCAUAGUCCUCUUGGAUAUUUCCGUGCAUAUAGAUUCCAUCCCAAGUACUUCGAUGAAGUAGCGGGUGGGCUGAAGUCAAUGACUUAUAGUUCCAAGAUUGACCCCAUGCGGCCAAUAUGCCCGCGUGUGCUAGCGGGAGAACAGUGUCUCAAUGGUAAUGCUUGCGAGUUCCAGCACUUUGAGAACAUGGUGCUUCCUGAUGCCGAGAUCAUCACACAACUCGGCUCCGCCGAUAUGUUCACCGGUGAAACGAGAAACAGAUUCAUUGAGGGCUUGAAGAAAGUUCUUAACGAACUGAAGGCCAAUAAAGUUAAGGACUUCGAUCGCAUUACGAAAGCCAUCGUUAAGCACAGACAAGAAUUCCUCGAGGACAAGUCCAAAGUCUUGCCACUCGAUGCUGGCAGCAGUUAA